AUGGUCGAGAAGAGCCCCAGACCAGUUAGGUGGUACAGGCGGCUUUGGCUCAGCCCUAUCGGCAAUACGCUGCGACUUAUAGCCGCAGCUUACGCUAUCUGGAACCCCACACGCAUCACAGCGCUGACAUCAGCAUCAUCAUCCUGUACAUCGUCCCACCGAUUUCGACUUCUAGGUACAUCGCAUUCAACAAAGAACAACUGGCUGAACACGCCCAAGAUGACGGAGCUUCUUGAUCUAUGCUACGAUGUCCUAAUACGAAUCCUAGAAGAAAUCAAUACCGAAGAUCUAGCGGCCUGUGCACUUACCUCGAAAGCCUUCCAUGAAUUCAUCAAGAAGAACUCAAGACUCUACAAAGCGCAUUAUCUUCGGAACUUUGACGAUCCGCGACGAAGACCGGGUGAUCCGGACCCGGAGUGGAUAGGGGAUUUACAGAAGCUUGUCAAGUGUCGGAAGAUACUUGAGAGUGCAAAUAAUGAUGUCAAGGUCAGCCAAAAGUCCCUCUGUAAACACACAAAAUCAAGAGCGAGACUGAUGAUCAAAUCGCAGCGCGACGAGUUUGAUUUUGUUGCAACUACCGUGGACAGUCUGAUUGCGUCGGCUUCGGCGGACGAAUUCGGCGAGUCACGCAACCAGAAACUAAUCACACAGCUCUUCCAACACAUCCAGCAAAACCACGAUGCAUUCAUGUGCCGCUCCUCCCUCUUUGGCCGAGUGGAGAAGUGGAAUCACAGGCCUGUCCAAGACCAUGAAGGCCGACAGUUGAGUGCGAAGCUACAUUGCAUGUUUGGUAUCCCGGCCACGAAUGCUGGCCGAAGAGUGCUCCAAACCCACCCCUAUGCUCGAUCGCGCGUCUACGACCUGCGCAACUACAAUGAGAAGACGGCGUGGGGACCCUUCCGUAAUGAUGGUAGCAUGCGUGUUGAUUGGGAAAUGGUGGAGAGCAUAAUGGUCGUCUUAGCCUACAACUCUGGCCUUUGCUGUCGACGCUUCCUUCAGCGAUUCCGCCCACCGUGGUCAGAGCCCCUGGAAGGCGUGAUUCCAGAUCGUGCAAAGAUCAUGCCAGAGUAUCCCUUGAAAUUGCUCAAACAGCCGGACAUUCCACUGCAACUCAAGGACCCGUACAACAUCUCCGGAAUCUGGUCGCGGGUCGUCUGUUUCCUAGACUACAACGACCUCUACACCUUCAAUUUCAGCCCCGCAGCAACCAGAGUUCCAGCCGACCAACCCCGAGACACACUGACCACCGAAGAAGCCACCCGCCACAUCAUCAUGGACCUCCAAGUCACCGCCGUCCUGGAACCAGGCGAAUUCGACAACCCCAGUCUGCCUAUUGUCGAAUUUACAGGGAAAUCCCGCUCUGUAGAGGCCCAUUGGGAUCCAAACGCGAAUUCCAAGAUUCGCGGCUCUGUGCGUCUGACACAGGAGGGUGAAGUGCGGUGGAAGACCAUCUCUGUGUUUUACGGUGGUGAAGAGCGCUGGCGCAGCGACGGCAUCCAGGUCGGCGGCCUGAGGUCCCAGCGCGGUGUCAUCGGUACCUGGUUCGACAAGGACUACGAUGAACAUGGUCCAGCUGGCCCGACUGUGUUUUGGAAAAUCUGCGAUCGACACCAUGACGAGCCGUAUGACGAUGAUUCGGAGGAUGACGAGGAAGAGGAGGAAGGGAAUUGGCAUUUUUGA
Molecule: messenger RNA, 1680 nt
Organism: Plenodomus lingam JN3
Lineage: Eukaryota; Fungi; Ascomycota; Dothideomycetes; Pleosporales; Leptosphaeriaceae
Source: RefSeq, a predicted model, not a curated record